CCACACCCAAAAUGCCAUUCAUUAGACUCACUUACAUGUCUGAUUCAGGGGUGGUACACAAUAUAAAUAUACUCGAUAACCAGCUGAAAAUGAACACAAAAGUCGACAACUGACUCCUCUGUUAACUUCAACUGAGCUUGGGACAAUGGAUAACCUGGUCAAAUGUGGAGGAUGGGGUGAGACAGAAGAUGCCACUAAAGAAAUUCAGAGCAUUUGUGAUGAGGUGAAGUGCCAAGUGGAGGAAAAGACAAACAAGAAAUAUGGAAUAUACGAAGCUGUUAAGUACAGGGGUCAGGUUGUGGGUGGAAUGAACUAUCUCAUCAAGGUUCAUGUGGGAUGUGACGAUUACCUCCAUAUUCGAGUCCUCGAAGGCUUUCGUUGUGAUGGAAUAGACUAUGUGCUAACCUGUGUAGAGGAAUGCCAUCACAUAUGUGAUCCCCUCAUUCCUUCAGUAAUUUGAAGCACAAGUAAUUCAACUGCUCACUGCCUCCAAACGGAUUUCAUUUCCAAUGUAUUAUAACACUUAUACAGAAUAUGAGGAUAUACAGUGUUGGAAGAAAAGAUGUUGAAUGAACUUUUUGUCAAAGAACAAUAAAGGAUGCAUCAGAAAAAUUAGAA
Messenger RNA from Larimichthys crocea (large yellow croaker), 618 nucleotides. Its product is annotated as stefin-C. Bases 146 to 460 code for a protein of 104 amino acids. The record is from RefSeq and is a predicted model, not a curated record. Lineage: Eukaryota; Metazoa; Chordata; Actinopteri; Sciaenidae. Gene Ontology annotation, molecular function: cysteine-type endopeptidase inhibitor activity. The transcript has 3 exons. Gene Ontology annotation, cellular component: cytosol.